Molecule: messenger RNA, 2245 nt
Organism: Sarcophilus harrisii (Tasmanian devil)
Lineage: Eukaryota; Metazoa; Chordata; Mammalia; Dasyuromorphia; Dasyuridae
Gene: PGLYRP3
Product: peptidoglycan recognition protein 3
Exons: 9
Coding region: 290-1429 (379 amino acids)
Biological process (GO): peptidoglycan catabolic process
Molecular function (GO): zinc ion binding; N-acetylmuramoyl-L-alanine amidase activity
Source: RefSeq, a predicted model, not a curated record
GAGAGAGAGAGACAGACAGACAGACAGACAAAUAUAUAUAGAAGAGAAAUGUUUCUCAGGAGGAAGACUUUUACAUAAUAAGCAACCUCCCCACUCAGAACUGCUCCAUAGGAGAAUUCUGACAGACUAUCAGAACACUGCCCAUCUGUUCCUGGAGCCUUGGGAAAGAGAAACCUCUUGGAUGAAACCAGAAUAAUCUCUUUUCUUGUACCUAGUCAACUUUAAUCAGCAAUAUUCAGGGAACUCUCCGUGGUCUGUCUCCUCAGAGUGCUUCCUGGAUUCCCCAAAGAUGUUGUUGUGGUUUCUUUUUUUCUUCAUUCUAGACCUUCAACACUGUGUUGACAUUCCCAGCUCCCUUAUUUCAAAUGAAAACAAGAUGGCCUCUAUAGCAAAUGAUUUCAAAAACUGGAUCAACAAUAUCACUUUGCUCAUUAGAAAGGUCAAGAAGCCUUAUGGAGGCUCCUUCCAGAUGAUCCCGAGAUCAGAAUGGGGAGCAGUGCCUUCUGACUGCAGUAUCCAGCUGAGGACUCCGGUCCCAUUCCUCAUCAUCCACCACCUCCCUGGGCAGGAGUGUGAGGAGAAAGGCACCUGCCAGCAGAGGGUGAAGGGGCUGCAAGAGCUUCACAUCAAAACAAAUGGCUGGUGUGACGUGGCUUACAACUUCCUGAUUGGUGAUGAUGGCAAUGUGUAUGAAGGCGUAGGCUGGACUACCAGAGGCACUCACACUGUGGGAUAUAACAACAAGUCAUUGGGUUUUGCUUUUGUUGGAAGUAAAGCAGGAAGGUCUCCCAGUGCUGCUUCCCUGGCUGCAGCUGAGAAAUUGACUUCCUUUGCUGUCUCCAAUGGUUACCUCUCACCCAAGUAUAUCCAACCACUAUUUGUUCAGAGUGAAUCCUGUCUGGUCUCCCCUAAGAAUGAGGUGUCCAAGAAAGAAUGCCCUGACAUCAUCUCUCGCUCCUCCUGGGGAUCUCAAGAAACUUACUGUUCUAAGCUGCCUGGGCCAGCUAAGUAUGUCAUCAUUAUCCACACUGCAGGCUCUCCUUGCAAUGUGACAGAAGAAUGCAAGAUAAUGGUUCAAAAUAUCCAGUCCUAUCACAUCGACAAGAUGAAAUUCUGUGACAUAGGUUACAAUUUCCUGAUAGGUGAGGAUGGUAGAGUGUAUGAAGGAGUGGGCUGGGACACCGAGGGAGCGCACACUUAUGGCUACAAUGACAUUGGUCUGGGAAUUGCUUUCAUUGGCUUGUUCACUGAGAUUUCUCCCAAUGAGGCGGCUCUGAAUGCGGCCCAGAACUUGAUCCAGUGUGCAGUGGACAAAGGCUACUUGAUUCCUGACUACCUUUUGGUGGGACAUAGUGAUGUUGUCAACGUUGUCUCUCCAGGACAGGCCCUGUAUGAUAAAAUCAAGAAUUGGCCCCACUUCAAACACUGAGUAUGUCUACUACCAAUUUACUUCUUUACUUUUUACUUCUCCUUGGAUACUGAGACUUGUGGGUCAACAUCUUCUGCUUGGGGAGUAGGAGUGGAGAUGACAAAUCUGAUCCCAUCCUCCCAAAGGUUUCUGGGGGAAAUUUGAUAACAGUCUUCAUAUCAGUUAUUCCCCUACCCUGGGUCAUCCUUAAUGAAAAGUGGGUGACUUCAGAGAGAAAAAGGAGAUGCUGUCCAGAUUCCAAUCUAAGCCUGGAAUCUAGUUCCAGUUCCAUUGAAGGAAAUUGGGAAGGGGGAGUUUUAUUAUUCUUCUGCUUAUACUAAAAUUUUACCUUUACUCAAUAGAAAUUGCUAUUCUUGUCAUGUAUAAUACUUUUUUUCUAUUUUACUUUAUGCAUGGAAAUGCUUGUUUUAUUUAGUAUUUGUUACAUUCAAAAUAAAAAAGUAAUUAUGAACUUGUUGAAUAUUAACAUGUAUACUUUUAUAUGCAAAGAAAAACAGAGAAGACUGUAUAUGAAAUCAUACAGCAGAGGGCAAUUUUAUGAGCAACCUAGAAGCUAGAAAUCACCUUCAAAUUCCCUAAUUUGGCAACAUAUGGACAGGCACAGUAACUAAUAACUAGAAUAGCUUUCAUGCCCCCAUUAAUGGUAAUUUGGUCUGAUUCUAACACGCAGCCACCAUCUUGGUUCAGAGAGUUCUUGGGAAUGAAUUUCUCCUAACUCGUUAAAAACUCAAUUUCUUGAGUUCUUCUUAUUACACUUAGGCUUCUUUGGGCUCCUCCCAUCAAAUUCCAAGAUUUUAGUUUGUGACAACUAUAAUA